Molecule: messenger RNA, 552 nt
Organism: Octopus bimaculoides (California two-spot octopus)
Lineage: Eukaryota; Metazoa; Mollusca; Cephalopoda; Octopoda; Octopodidae
Product: heat shock protein 83
Biological process (GO): protein folding
Molecular function (GO): ATP binding; ATP-dependent protein folding chaperone; ATP hydrolysis activity
Source: RefSeq, a predicted model, not a curated record
CCGCUACUAACUUCCUUCACCACGUGUUGUAGUAGUUUCUUUCUCACUCACUGAGAGCGAAGAGGCCGAUUCACCAGCAGAAAUACUUCUGUCUGUGUACAACCCCUCUCUCAUAUUAACUUGUCUUAAUUUAUCAGAAUUUUUUCAUCAUCCAAGAUGUCCACUGAAACUAAUGAAGGAGAAGUAUUUGCCUUUCAGGCUGAAAUUGCUCAGUUGAUGAGCUUGAUCAUCAACACAUUCUAUUCCAACAAAGAAAUCUUUCUCAGGGAGUUGAUUUCUAACUCUUCUGAUGCUCUUGACAAGAUCAGAUACGAGUCUUUGACUGACCCGUCCAAACUAGACAGUGGCAAGGACUUAUACAUCAAGAUCAUCCCCAACAAGGAGGAUAACACAUUGACCAUUAUUGACACUGGUAUCGGCAUGACCAAGGCUGAUAUGGUCAACAACCUGGGUACCAUUGCUAAGUCUGGUACUAAAGCUUUCAUGGAAGCUCUGCAGUCUGGUGCUGAUAUUUCCAUGAUUGGUCAGUUUGGUGUCGGUUUCUAUUCUGCU